Molecule: messenger RNA, 2307 nt
Organism: Melospiza georgiana
Lineage: Eukaryota; Metazoa; Chordata; Aves; Passeriformes; Passerellidae
Gene: BEND2
Product: BEN domain containing 2
Exons: 12
Coding region: 364-2256 (630 amino acids)
Molecular function (GO): DNA binding
Source: RefSeq, a predicted model, not a curated record
UGCGUGCUCCAGGGACAGGACUCGCCGGGAAGUGCUGCUCAGCAAUAGUGUGGCACAGCCACAGCCAGGUUGCCUUAGUUGCAGUGUUGAUGGCGGGGGAAGCUUUUGUUGUCCAUAGUCCUCAAAUGGCAGCUGAGCAUAGUGCCAAAAUCUUGUGGAGAUUUUUCCGUGGAACAGCGAGGUCUCGGCUUUGACAGAUCCCCCCAGCGCUGUAGUUACUGGAUAAGAAACCUGAAUUAUUUGUGUGUGAAGACUGAGGAGGAGGAUGAAGCUCUGAUUGUGGACCCUGGAGACAGCGGGCUGUCCGCACAAAGCUGCGUGCCAGUGCAGCAGAACUCUGAAGCAAACAGUGCUGUUCACCACAUGAGUCAACUUGCCUAUGGAAGUGAAGGCUUGCCAGUGCUUGCUGAUCAGACAGCUUCACAAAUGGGCCACUCUGCAAUGAUGCAGAGAGGAAAUGGUCACAGCCCCGAGAAAAUGGAUUUUGUGUUUUUGCGUAAUAAAAGAAAGCGACUUUCUCCUGCUGUAGUGGAGCACAAUGUGAUGAGUACCAGGGAAGAAGAAUAUGAAGAUAGUGACAGUGUCAUUUAUGAGUAUGAACCAGACUAUGAAUGUGAAAGCAUUUUAUCUGAAGCUUCUUAUACUGGAUAUCAACAGAAUCCUCUUAUGGAGGUCCUCAGUUAUUGCCAGGCCAUGUAUGAUGCCAUUCAGAAGCUGGAUAAAAAAUUUGACCUGCUUCAUCGUAAGGUCUCGGAAAUGCAGCAUACUCGUAUAAAGCCAUUCUUGCUCAAACCUAAACCAGUUGGAUUUACAUACAGAAGUUCCAGUCAUUUGCCUUCAGGAAACAUAAGAGUACCAAAGCACAUGGAAAGAGAUUUAAGUCUUCAUCGUUCUUCAUCAGGCCAGGGAAGACAUAGCCCAGCUGUAAGGGUUGCUUUACCAAAUGGCCACGUUCAAGUCAAUUCCAAAGUAAAACAUGCCCCACAGAGUUUUCAGCUGGAAUCUCAGCAGCCUGUUGGAAGGCAGAGCCCACCACUCCCCACUAUAGUUUCUACACAUUCAUUACAUUCAUCAUACACAGCAACUAAUGGGAUGCCUGACCUUUCACCACAAUCAAAUCUUGCUCCCAGUAUUGUGGAAAGUACUGUCAACAUUGCAUCUUCACCCGUGGCAUCACCAUCGAUGCCAGCACCAUCUGAGCCCAGUCAGGAGAAUAAUGCUGUGGAGUUGAACUGCAAAAAUGCAUCUGAGGAUGUGAAUAUUAGUGAAGAAUUACCAUCUUCUUCAGUCUUCAUCAAUCCUAGCUUUGAGUUUGUUGGUGACCCAGCAAGAAAUGUGAAAGUUCCUGGAAACCAUUUGGUGAAGGCUCGGCAAAAGACCAAACCCAAGUACGCAGCGCGGCACUUGGUGCGCGUCUUGUUCCCCAAGAAGACUCUACUGUGCAGCGUUAUGGGAGCGAGUGCGCGGGGACGCAGGACACUGGAUCCAAACAAAGUUGCUGCAAUACGAGAAUUUCUUGCAACUAACUUUCCAACCUAUGAUUUGAGUGAGCGUGGAAAAGACUGGAAAACCUGUAUCACAAAUGUCAAUUCUAUGAUCCGCUCCUUACGCUCCGAAGCCAAAGCAAAGCAGAAAACUGAGGGGAAAGAAGAAGUGUCUGAUGCUCCUGAUACAUCUCAUUGUGUAGAUUUAAAUUAUAAUGAAGAUAGUGGAGACAAUUCGCAAAAUUCUCAGAAAAUGACUGGCUCCGCAAUUGACAUGUUGCAGAAUUCAGAAUUGGAUAAGUUUCCAGAAGCUUUUCAGACAUCUUUGGUCAGAAAACAACAGUCUUUGGAACCUAUGGAACCCCUUGGGAGCCCAUGGCGCAAUGUCCAGUUGCCUUUCUCGGUCAUUUACGUCGCCAAGGGGAAGACGCGGCCGGAGCUGUCAGCUCGCUUCCUGAUUCGUCACAUGUUCCCUGAGGAGGUGCUGGUGAAGAGCAACGUGUAUGGCAGCCUUGAUCGUGGCAUGAGCCCACUGGAUUCCAAUAAAAUUAAUGCUCUCAGAGACUUCCUUCAAGAGAAUUUUCCAUCCUUUGAUCUCAAUGAAAGUGGGUUUGAUUGGAAGGCGUGUGUGGCUGCCAUAAACAGCACAAUCCGCAGCCUCAGACACGAGCUCAAAAAGGCCACGACUGGAACACGCCACAGAGCCCCGAGUGCAGAGUCCCCCCGAGGAUCCCACAGCCGCAAAGCCGGCGGAAAGCAUCUCUCAGAUUGAAGCUCUCCAGCAGCUGCCUCAAAGCUUAAUUUUGCAGGUGUUUGUUAAUUC